AUGGCGACUGAGGUGGCAUUUGACACGUCUAUGGGCUCUUUCUCUGUAGAGCUCUACAAUACCCAUGCGCCCAAGACAUGCAAGAACUUUGCCACCCUUGCCGAGCGCGGCUACUACAACAAUGUCAUCUUCCACCGUGUCAUCCCUAACUUCAUGGUUCAGACUGGCGAUCCUACCGGCACCGGUCGAGGCGGUAGCUCCAUCUACGGCGAGAAGUUCGAAGAUGAGAUUCGCGGCGACUUGAAACACACCGGAGCUGGAAUUUUGAGCAUGGCCAACAGCGGGCCUAAUACCAACGGCAGUCAAUUCUUCGUUACACUUGCACCUACCCCAUGGCUGGACGGAAAGCACACAAUCUUUGGCCGUGUCAAGAGCGGCAUGAGAAUCAUUCAGCGCCUUGGACUCGUCAAGACUAAUGGAGAAGACAAGCCCAUGGAUGAGGUUAAGAUCAUUCGCGCUCGAGUGAUCGAGGAAGGAGCACAGGAGUGA
This is a messenger RNA of Penicillium antarcticum, 489 nucleotides long. RefSeq names its product putative peptidyl prolyl cis-trans isomerase (CypC) (gene cyp1). Lineage: Eukaryota; Fungi; Ascomycota; Eurotiomycetes; Eurotiales; Aspergillaceae. Gene Ontology annotation, molecular function: peptidyl-prolyl cis-trans isomerase activity. Gene Ontology annotation, biological process: protein peptidyl-prolyl isomerization; protein folding. The coding region runs from base 1 to 489 and encodes 162 amino acids. Gene Ontology annotation, cellular component: catalytic step 2 spliceosome. The record is from RefSeq and is a predicted model, not a curated record. The transcript is spliced from 3 exons.